AUGGCAAAAACAGUCACAGCUCUCGCCAAGCACAAUCCAAAAAUGAUCUAUCUUGCAGCUCGCUCGCGCCCCAGGGGUGAAGGAGCCGUGUCUCGCAUCAAGGCAACAUCGGCAGCUACUGCAGAAGCAAACAUUCAGGUCUUGGACCUAGAUCUUGCAUCGUUUGCAUCUGUACAAGCUGCCGCAGCCCGUGUCGUCGGGGAAACGGAUCGACUUGACCUUCUACACCUCAAUGGAGGUAUUGGUAUGGUCCCGGCCGGUACCACUCUCGAGGGCUAUGAGCUUCAAUUCGGCACAAAUUAUAUGGGCCAUGUGCUUCUUACUCAACUACUGCUCCAAACGCUGCUCAAAACCGCCAGUAUUCCUGGUCCUGAUGUUAGGAUUGUUUCCAUUGGCCAUAAGCUCUUUGCUCCAAACAAAGGCAUGAUUUCUGGAGAGCUCAAAACCGACAUGGAAAACCACGGAGGGGCUGAGCUCUAUGCACAGUCGAUGCUCGCUAAGGCACUAUUUGCGUACGAGUUUGCAAAGCGCUAUCCACAGAUCACUGCGACAUCUUUGCAUCCGGGAACAGUGAAAUCCGGCGUAUGGAACGGAGACAAAAAUGUAAACUGGCUGAUUGCAAACGCCAUUGUUAAACCCGUUGUUGCUUUGACAGGUGUGUCCAACGAAGAGGGCGCCAAGACACAGCUCUGGUGUAGCUUCAGCAAGGAUGUAAAGAGCGGAUGUUACUAUGAACCGAUUGGGAAAGCUGGAAAAGAAAGCAAGCUCGCUCGAGACGAUGCUCUAUCGACAGCUUUGUGGGAGUGGACUGAUAAGGAGUUGCAAGCAUAUGGAACCGCUGGCUGGGCGGACGGCAAUAAGUGA
Messenger RNA from Clonostachys solani, 864 nucleotides. NCBI's taxonomy places the organism in Eukaryota, Fungi, Ascomycota, Sordariomycetes, Hypocreales, Bionectriaceae. The record is from the annotation of a GenBank genome assembly.